Periophthalmus magnuspinnatus is the source of this 294-nucleotide messenger RNA. It is a transcript of the gene c15h10orf53, whose product is annotated as chromosome 15 C10orf53 homolog. The transcript is spliced from 3 exons. NCBI's taxonomy places the organism in Eukaryota, Metazoa, Chordata, Actinopteri, Gobiiformes, Gobiidae. The record is from RefSeq and is a predicted model, not a curated record. The coding region runs from base 1 to 294 and encodes 97 amino acids.
AUGAGCGCGCAGACGCUCGUGACAGUGCUGCACGGGCCCUACGAGGCAUGUGGGCUCGUGCAGCACCGGACCUACCGCCUGCAGGGCAUCCAGGCCGCGCUGGUUGCGCGCGGAUACCGGUGCGCGCUCACGGAGACGCGCGAGUGGAACCGCGUGGAGCUGAUGGUCCACGGCAGGAUCGUGUUCAGCUGCGACAUCAGGAGCCUCGAGUACGGGGGAGAUGGCAGACUGGACCCUCUGUGUAAAGAUGCAGUUCUUGCUGUGGACAGUGCUCUGACCAUGGGCCCUGAGUAA